AUGGUAUUACAAGCAAUUAUUUGUCUGCGUGCACGAUACCUGAGACAAACCCCCAAUGACAUUCCCCAAGAGAUCGUUAACAACUCGCUGUACUACCCUUAUUUCAAGGAUUGUAUUGGUAUGAUAGAUGAGACUCAUGUUGAUGCAAUGCUUCCGAUUAAUCUUGUUCCAUGCUUUCAAGGUCGCAAAGGUGUUACACAGAAUGUGCUUGCAGCUUGCACCCCAAACAAGUUAUUCAUAUAUGUUUUAGCAGGCAAAUACUAUCUGUGUGAUGCCGGGUACCCAACCAUUCUAGGUUUCAUCUCCCCAUACCGAGGUGUUCGAUAUCAUUUAAAAGAACAUUCGGGUAAAACAUCUAAAAAUAGAAAAGAAUUAUUAUAUCUAAGACAUUCUUCCUUGAGGUCUAAGAUUGAAUCUGCAUUUGGCACAUUAAAAAAUCGUUUCAAGAUUUUGUGUGCUAAGCCGCAUUACCCUUUUCCUAUGCAAAUAGAUAUCGUAUUGGCAUGCACGGUACUCCAUAAUUUCGUUGUAACUAUGGAUCCAAGUGAUGAACAAUUCAACGAUGAUGAUUUUAAUGAAGACAUUGAUGGUGAGGUGGCAAAUGAGAAUGACAAUAGUUUAAUUGAUUUUACUCAAAAUCAAACCCAAAGAGAGCAAACUGAAUCAAGAAAUAAAUGGAAGACUCUUAGGGAUGACAUUGCUUGGGCGAUGUGGGUGGACUACUAUGAUAAGUAUAAUCAUAGUGUAACCACAGAGACUUGA
Molecule: messenger RNA, 762 nt
Organism: Asparagus officinalis (garden asparagus)
Lineage: Eukaryota; Viridiplantae; Streptophyta; Magnoliopsida; Asparagales; Asparagaceae
Exons: 3
Coding region: 1-762 (253 amino acids)
Source: RefSeq, a predicted model, not a curated record